CCCCCCCCCCCCCCCCCCCCCCCCCAAGCGUCAACACACAUAUUCUCGCAAGCUGCCUCCGAAUCCCACCAGCUUCGAAUAUAUCCGAUUUCCCCACCACAUAGUCACAGACCGGCCCAAAAAAGUAUGACAACCCGCAGCAAAGCAGCUUCCUCCAAAGCUUCUUCGUCCUCCACAGCACCACCACCACCAACACCACCAGCAGCAGCAGCUUCAGAACCUACCACCACCGUCUCACCCGCAAAGCCAAAAGACACCCAACAAAAGAGUCCAACCACAGAGACUUCUUCAACAACCACAUCGACGACGACAGCAGUACCAACGCCAGCACAAGCGAAAGCGACCGCGCCAACGUUUGCUAAUAAGGGAGGAUUGAGUAAUAGUGCGAAGAGAAUCCAAAAAGAACUCGCCGAAAUCUCUCUCGACCCCCCCUGCAACUGCUCCGCGGGCCCCAAAGGCGACAACCUCUACGAAUGGGUCUCCACCAUCCUCGGGCCCUCCGGUUCCCCCUACGCCGGUGGGGUCUUCUUUCUCGAAAUCAGUUUCCCGCAGGAUUACCCGUUCAAGCCCCCCAAGAUCACGUUUCGGACCAAAAUCUAUCAUUGUAAUGUGAAUGCCCAGGGGGCGAUCUGUUUGGAUAUCUUGAAGGAUAAUUGGAGCCCGGCGUUGACUAUAAGUAAAGUCCUUUUGAGUGUUUGUUCGUUGCUUACCGAUGCCAAUCCUCACGACCCACUGGUGGGAAACAUUGCCCAACAAUUCCUGCACGACCGGGAAGAACACGAUAAGACUGCCAGGGAGUGGACGAAGCGAUAUGCUUGUUAGGGAAUGAUGAUGGAUACAAGGGCGAUCAUUGCGUGGGGCUUGGAGAGGGAUGAGAUUAGAGGAUGUGGUUAGGAUAGCGUAGGGCGUGGCGAGGGUUGGCUGGGGAAUGGGAAUGGGAAUGGGAAUGGGAA
This is a messenger RNA of Fimicolochytrium jonesii, 953 nucleotides long. Its product is annotated as ubiquitin-conjugating enzyme E2 E2. The record is from RefSeq and is a predicted model, not a curated record. Gene Ontology annotation, molecular function: ubiquitin conjugating enzyme activity. The transcript has 4 exons. Lineage: Eukaryota; Fungi; Chytridiomycota; Chytridiomycetes; Spizellomycetales; Powellomycetaceae. Gene Ontology annotation, cellular component: nucleus. Bases 127 to 822 code for a protein of 231 amino acids. Gene Ontology annotation, biological process: protein polyubiquitination.